Molecule: messenger RNA, 3668 nt
Organism: Anolis carolinensis (green anole)
Lineage: Eukaryota; Metazoa; Chordata; Lepidosauria; Squamata; Anolidae
Gene: ube2k
Product: ubiquitin conjugating enzyme E2 K
Exons: 7
Coding region: 54-806 (250 amino acids)
Molecular function (GO): protein binding
Source: RefSeq, a predicted model, not a curated record
CUCGCGCCCUCUGACGGAAAGGAAGGGGCCGGCGCUGGGCUGCCGCAACGCGCAUGCUCGCCGCGGGCGCCAUUUUGGACGGGCCGGAGACCGACUACCGACCGACCCGCCGCCGGAGCAGCAACGGCAGCGGCGGCGGAGGAGCUGGGCCCGGCUCGGAGGAGGCGACGGGGGCCUGGGUUUGGGCGGGCCCCGCGGUGGAGAUGGCCAACAUCGCGGUGCAGAGGAUCAAGCGGGAGUUCAAGGAGGUGUUGAAGAGCGAGGAGACAAGCAAAAAUCAGAUUAAAGUAGAUCUUGUAGAUGAAAAUUUUACAGAACUAAGAGGAGAAAUAGCAGGACCUCCGGACACACCAUAUGAAGGAGGAAGAUACCAACUAGAAAUAAAAAUUCCGGAAACGUAUCCAUUUAAUCCCCCCAAGGUGCGGUUUAUCACCAAAAUAUGGCAUCCUAAUAUUAGCUCAGUCACUGGGGCUAUAUGUUUGGAUAUUUUAAAAGAUCAAUGGGCUGCAGCAAUGACUCUAAGAACAGUCUUGUUAUCACUGCAAGCACUCUUGGCAGCUGCAGAACCUGAUGAUCCACAGGAUGCAGUAGUGGCAAAUCAGUACAAGCAAAAUCCAGAAAUGUUUAAACAGACAGCUCGGCUUUGGGCACACGUGUAUGCUGGAGCACCAGUUUCUAGUCCAGAAUACACCAAAAAGAUAGAAAACCUUUGUGCUAUGGGCUUUGAUAGGAAUGCAGUAAUAGUGGCCUUGUCUUCAAAAUCGUGGGAUGUAGAGACAGCAACAGAACUACUUCUGAGUAACUGAGCCAUGUGUAGAGAACUGCUUCUGUAGCCCAGCUUGCCCCUUCUUGAGGAGCGUCACCAUCUCUUAUUUUUAGGUUUCUAUAUAGAUUCUCUUUUAAAACUGGCACUCUUGCCUGAUGCUAUCUAGGCACUAUUGGAGACUGAAAAGAACGGCUCUGUAAAUAAAGCUGAUUAAAUGUCUGUGUAAAUUUACAAAGGGGAGGGGGGAAAUACUUUAAUUUUUUCUUACUAAAUAUUGUAAAUUCCUUGAGCUUGGCUAAAACAAUGGGGAUGACAUGCCUAUUUUAGUGUUAGCAGUGUGACCAAGACUAGCAGGAAUUUGCAUCCAGAUUUUGACUUUUAAGAAUUUAUUCAGAACACAUCUGAUUGUGUCCAUAAUCAUCAGUCGUUGAUGUCACUCAUCCCAGCUACCUUACCAUUUUUUAAACAUGGAUCCUAUGUGCCUGUGGACUGACCUUAUAUUUGCAUGCUUGUACUUUACACUUAAAAAAGAAGUAGGGUAAAUUGAACAGAGCACCAUUUGAGGUAUUCAUUCUUGUAACUUUUUUUCUAAGAUUUUCCAAAUGUGCUCAUAGAUUAAAAUGGUAACCUACUCAAAACUGUUUUCACCAUCUAAAGAGUAGCAAUCCUGUAUAUUUUUCUUUCCCCCAGUUCCUCCUCAGGUGCACACACAACUACAGUAUCACACUAGGAUCUCCAGAAUUUGUGGGUAUGUGCCAUUUAAAGUAGCCUAGUUUUCCACUUCAGGUGGUAUAUUUUGAAUAACCAGUAAAAAGUGUUUCAACCAUUGUACUUUCUACACAAUUGUAUAAAGGUUUGGUAUAUUUGGACAUAGCACAAACAAGUGGAGCUGCUCUUGUUUCUUAUGCAGAAAUCAAACCUAUUUCAAUAAAUUCUGGAUAGAAUGAAUUUACUGAGAAGAACUGGUUCUCUGUUAACACCGAGAAUGCCAUCUUUUUCCUCUAGUAUUUGCUGUGAUGCAAUCACUUUUGGGGCAGCAUUGUCCUAGUUUUAUUUUGGAUGUAGCUUUAAGUAGAGGUUGCUUAUGGAGAGUUUUAAAAGUUCCUCUUGUGUUCAUUUUCCCUUGCUGACACUUGGGAAGUUUAGUUGUUUUUUAACUGUACAUAAGAUAACAUGCCAUUAGAAGUUUCUUCUGGGCUGAUGUUUCUGUUGAAAACAAUUGUACAUAUAGCCAAUCUUUCUAUUUAUUAUGAGAGAACUAGAAGGUCCCAUUCGGUUUUAUAAGUCCAAAUACUCCUAACUUUGUUAUAAGUUAGUAUCAUUGCAUAAAGAGUUCCAUCUGAGCAAAAUGCAGUGAUGUAUCGAAUUGUGGGAAUGAAAUCUGCAAAGUUGUCUCCCUCCCUCUUAGCCUUCUGUACUUAUAAGUAGGAAUGUUUACAUCAGUUCAUUUAAAAAAAUUGAGCAGACAGUGGUACCAAGGCCUGAAUUCAACCAUUUGACCUAAAAAGAAUACCAGUUAAGAGUGCACCAAUUAAUGGUAACUUGGUAGUGCAACACUACCUAAAUUCCAUUAUUGCAAAGGAUGUGCUCUAAUUGAGCGUAACCAUUGAAUUCAGGACUAAAUCACAUUUGUUAAUUGGUCAAGCUACAUAACUGCUGAGACUCUGAAACAAAGUAGAGCAAUAGGAAAGUUGGGUGUGACCUUGUUAAUGCAGGGUUCUGUUCUGCCAUAUAUAUGAGCAAUCUUUAAUAUCAAUUUAUUUGCAACACAGGUAGAAAGACGUUGUAAUUUGUAUCUGUGCAAUAUGGAACACUAAACUUUUCACAUCCUAUUUAUGUGGUGAUGUGGUUUAUCUUGCAGUCAUGUAAAUCACCUUCAGAUGCCAAAGGGAAAUGUGGUUUGUUUAUUUGUUUACUUAACCUGAUAUUUAUUUUUUCAAAAACAAGCUGCUGCUGCUGCUCAACCAAGUUUUUUUGUUAAGUAAUCGCCAGGACCAACAUAACUGGCAAUCUGCAAUUUGUGUUUGUAUCUUUUUAAAAAAAUCUAUAUUUUGUGAGUUUUCAUCUACAGCAUUGUUUACCCUGGCGGUAAUAGUGUAAAUGGCUGCUAGACUACAUUUUCCUUGUUCUUUGCAACUUAUCAAAGGAAAGAGUUUAAAAGUAACUAGAUGGAAAGCAAAGGCAUUUUUCCCAUCUAGAUAACCUUUCUAGCAAAGCUUUCAAUGAUUGUGUCAAAUUAUACUAGUGAGGCUUUGAACACAGGAGAAAAGGCUUAGGCUAAACAUGUCGUUUCAAUUUUUCUUGGCUACUUGCUCAGUACAGAACUUUUUUAUUGUGUGUAUGUGUGUAUGUAAAAUGAAUUCACAUAUGACUACAGGUGGUAGGUUUUCCUUCUAUGGUUAUAGUGUAAAGACAGUGAGUGGGUCUGCCAUUGCACCAGAGAGAGUGGAGUAAGUAAGGAAGUACAAAUGUGAGUAAGAAUUAUUAACUAAGGUUGCAAGUGACUGGUAUUGGAUAUAUGUGUAACAGUGGACAGAUAAUGGAGCUGAGCAGGUUUAAAAUCCUGCCAGGAUCAAUCCAAUUGCAGAUGAGCUUUACCCUGUCAAUGAGAACUACUCACUGGAUUUUAAUUUGCUUCUUCGUUCUUCUUUAGCAUUAUGGACGAUCCCCCUUCUUAUUGGGGCCUGUACAUUCAUGGUGGAGGAUCUGCUGCACAAUUCACAUAUUCUAUGUUCCAUGUAAUUGGUUCUGUAAUAUCUGACAGUUUUAAAGCUGAUCCUGCACUGAACAGAGACUGGAGUAGAUGACUUUCAUAGUUGUUGGCAGUUUGUGAUUAUGCAAGAUGCUUGUUUCUGGAAACUGGAAAUAGCCAGUAUAUAUUAAAGAAAUCAACAUGGCUGAA